This is a messenger RNA of Branchiostoma floridae (Florida lancelet), 2469 nucleotides long. Its product is annotated as alpha-N-acetylgalactosaminide alpha-2,6-sialyltransferase 2-like. Gene Ontology annotation, molecular function: sialyltransferase activity. The transcript has 8 exons. The record is from RefSeq and is a predicted model, not a curated record. The coding region runs from base 610 to 1863 and encodes 417 amino acids. Lineage: Eukaryota; Metazoa; Chordata; Leptocardii; Amphioxiformes; Branchiostomatidae.
CUGCCGGUAUUAUGCCAAUGCAUGUUAUAGCUGCUCUGUACGAUUCUACGACAUUAUUAUCUGUUUUCUGAUAUUUUGUGCAACCUACGGCAUAUAUUUUGCCAUCCAGGACAUGUUCUUUGAGAUACAGUAUGGGCGGAAACUUUUUUCUUCGGAAACGAUUGAAAAUUGAUGCACGGGUAGAUAUCAUCCAUGGAAUGAAAUCAACAUAGCCCUGUAUGAAGAAACUAUCUAGCUAUCAAUAUCUAAAACUUGAUCAAAAACCAGCUUGCCCAAUGCUUUGAUCGUUUCGUUCACACCAGCUGUUUUCUACAUAUGUUACACGUAUAUGCCACGAUGCCCUGCGGCUAGCUUUAAUAUGUAUAAAAAGAAAACGCGCAUCCACAGUUUCAUUUUUGUCUUAGUCAUAACAACUCUUUUUUUUGUUUAUAAUCUUAGAUCCUAAAUUUGUUUGACAAGUCGGAAGUAUUUUUUUUCUGUCGUUAAAAGGCCCUCAAAUUCCCAAGCUCAGUAUCAUCGAUAUUGCCGGCGGAACUUCUGACAAGCUUGGCUUUUGUAUGUACGCUCUUACUCCAGUUUGAGCGUUCGAACGAUACACGCACGCAAAGUAUGUGGCGGGCUUUAUACCAGUCUUCUCGUAGAUGGAUCCAACUUUGUGUUGCUCUUGUGUUGUUGGUCUAUCUGUUCAUAACGAUACGAGUCGGGAAGAGUAUUAUCAUGAAGGUUUUACCCAGGGGCAUACGUGCUGAUGCCAUGAGGUCCACGACCAUACUGAGACCAGAGUACCAGAACCAGUCUCAGACCGCCGAGAACCAGCUUUGGGGAGACCUUGCCCUUGGUGGCGACGCGCUCCAGAUGAUGAUUCCAGUAUUGGCUGAUCAGUCGCCAUACGUUGAUCUGCCGUUAACUAAGGACCCACGACACAGAAUUUCAGAAUGCCCCUCCAGUCUCCGUCAGAAGGUGAACACAUCAGCCUGGUUCAGGGGCCGGUUUGUAGAGGGCGUCAAGCUGUUCAUGGACCUGGACGAUGUUGAUCCUGCGUAUUGGAUGGCACACAUGCCCUACAAUAAACUUCCGUUCGGCUACCAAGAUGAAAACAAAACAGCUGUUGAGCGUAUGGUGAGAGCACUGAAGAAUCCAGACAUCUUCGGCCCGAGUGUGACCGAGGAUACCCGAAGGCGGUGUAUCCGAUGUGCAGUGGUCGGCUCGGGUGGGGUACUGAAGGGUUCGAAGAGGGGGGCAGAGAUAGAUGCUCACGACUAUGUCUUCAGGGUAAACCAUGCGCAUAUGCAGGAGUUUGCAGAAGAUGUUGGGCGGGAAACCUCCUUCUACGCCUUCUACCCCGAGUCUUACCAUCGAGGGGACCCAAUACUAGCCGUGUCUGACGCACUGCAACUCUUCAUCCCAUAUAAGGGUUUUGAUAUAGACUACAUGGUGGGCUGGCUGACCGAACGGCGGAUCCUACUGCUAAUACAGGAAUGUGGUGAGAAAGUGUGCAAGUAUAGAUUUCCCCUGAAUCCGAAUGUGAACGAAACCACUGUUAAGGUGCUCCAUCCCGAUUUCAUCCGGUAUGCGUUUUCCCACCACCUCAAUUCGUCACGAGCGAAUCGGCCAACCACAGGUUUCCUCACAGUUCUUCUUGCCCUGCAACUUUGCGACCAUGUUAGUGUGUAUGGCUUUGGAUAUGACGCAAGGUUCCCACUCUACUACUACUACGACGCUCGACGUAGUUUUGAUGAAAUGAAGUCCUCCAAUCAUUACACUACGGAUGAGCUGAACACGUGGAACACCUUACACGAGGAGGGAAUCAUAUACUGGUACAACGGGCAGAAUGAGACACUGGACACCUUCACCGGGCACUAGUGACAGGGCGAGAAAGAAAUACGCACCCAUCAGUAAAGCAAUGCAGCUAAUUUAGACUGUGGGUGCACCUAGCUGGAUAUAUGUGAAGGGCUAUCUACGGAAAUUGUCUAUUAAACACAAGCUAGUAGUACAACGAAUUAUUGAUAUUUAAUUGUCAGAAAAAUACCAAACCCCUUUGUUGUAAAUCGUAUUACUUGUUGUUAGUAAUUUUACAUAUAGAAUUUCAUAUUCAAGAUCUGAAAGGAGGCAGCCAGGUGUGGAAUUUAGGAAUUUUCUUAUUUAUUGGAAGAUCACUGGAGGUGGGCACUACAAAAGCGCUGCUGGUAGUACAAUGCUAAACUUUCUUCCAACACAAAGGUAUACACGAAUCAAAUAUCCACUAUAGCCUUCUUCAGGAUCAAUACUGAUGAUAAAGCGACAGUGGUCGUUGAAAAUUUAAUCCGGGUAUACCUUUGUGUUGGAAGAAAGUUUAGCAUUGUACUUUGAUUACUACGAGGAGCUUCCAUGAUUAAAAGCGUUAGGCUUGGGUCACAUUUCAACAAAGGGGCCCGGCCUUGAUUUUUCGUUUCUUAAAACAUCUCGACCGGGCUCCGGUUUGGAAAUGUG